AUGAACGAUGGUGUUGUUUCCAGUAGUUUAUAUGAUAAUCCAUCAACAUUCAGCACAUCUCUAAUAUAUCUUAAUCUUAUUGUAAACAACAAAGUUAUGAAGGCGAUGCUUGAUACAGGUGCCAAUCGAACUUUUAUUUCUAUUAAUGCAUUACAUCUAGCAUAUAGCGCACAACUUAUUAAUAAAUCAUAUCGUCGUGUAAUUUUAGCUGAUCGUUAUACAUCUCUUUCUAUUCUUGACACAGUACAUUUAUCUCUUAACAUGGGAGAUAUGCUAACUUCUAUUAAAGCAUUUAUUGUUAAAGAAUUAUGUGCUGAUUGUAUUUUAGGUAUCGAUUUCAUUAAUAAGUAUAAAUUAAUUAUUAAUACGGAAGAACAAAUGGUUUCAAUUAGUGAUAAUUAUAAAUGUACAACAUAA
This is a messenger RNA of Rotaria sp. Silwood2, 417 nucleotides long. Lineage: Eukaryota; Metazoa; Rotifera; Eurotatoria; Philodinida; Philodinidae. The record is from the annotation of a GenBank genome assembly.